GUUGCAGGGGCAGCAGUCUCCAUGACCGCCACCCAAAUCAUACUGCACCGUACCUGUACAUCGUGAACCUUCCUGUAGGUGGUGAGUCCACUGGAAGGUACCAACCACCCUAACUGGGAUUCAAUCUUGCCCAGGAGGUGAACCCUGGUGUUCCACACCAAUGACAGAGGCAUUGCUUCUGGGCCAAAGCGCCACUAAAACAAGGUCCAGAUAAGCAAAAGGUAUUGCCGGAAUUGUGGUGACUGUUAGUACGGAUAGCGUGACUGGGGCCUGUCAUCUGACUCUUUCCUGUUAGUACGAGAGAAAAAAAAGUUUUGAAGCCCCACCCUCUGACUGUCAGCGCACACGUACGAGUGGUUCGAGGUGCUGUGGAGCGAGCGAGCACUGAGGACGACAAGUCUGUGGUGCUGCUGAGUUUAAACACGGACUGUGAGGACGGAAACACGGAGCUGGAGCUGGAGCAGGCCAUGCGCUUAAAUUCGGUGGGAAACUAAUGGAAUUUAUUUGAAAGAGUUUCUACUCGGGCCCCUAUCUGUGGAAAGUAAACUCCAGCCGCUUUGGAUACAGCUCUUCCUGUUCCAAAAGUAGUUUUAUCCUGUUUUAUUCAUGUCACUACUUCUAAUAAGGACCGUCAUUAUGGACAGUAUCACACAGCGACACUCGGGACUUCCUACAGGAAUAUUUCAAAGUUAUGGCCCGGCGUGUUAAUUUGGACGUUGGAGUCUAAUAAUGGUAGCGGUCAGCUCUGAAAGUUUGUCGUAAAACACUGGUUGGCCGGACUGAGUGCUCCUUUCCUGCCAUUCUUCCCCACUCCUCUGCGCUUCCUGCUUGGAGUGGCCACAGCUCUUAAUGGCUAAAAAUACAUAAAACUCAAAAUGAACUGCGAAACGCUGUGGGAAGCCGGACUUAGGAGCUGCACUUGCGACAAUUAAAGUAAUUCUACAGCAAUCUCCUGCCCGUUUUUAUUUUUGUCUUUAAACUUUGGCUUUUGAGAGUCGCAACUAAACAGGUGGCAAUUUUGAAUGAGGGAAGCAAAGUGCCCGUUCGCCCAUAAUGAGGUGAUUCGAAAACCUCUCAAGUACAGGCCGGUGGAAUGAUAUUGUGCUCAAACCAUGUGUUGGGAAACCACACACCACAUCACUUACAGGGAGAAAUUCAGUGGAGACAGCACUGCCUUUCUGAACUUUGAUAGACUCGGAUAUAAUCAAGGAAGAGGAGACUGUUGGCUGUGUCUGCAUCUUCAAAUGUAGGCCUUUGCAUCUCGUGUGAAGACUAACCAGAGAUACUGAACUGUUUGCUUGUAUUUUCCUGGAGCCAAGUUGUUGGUCAGUCUUUUGAAUACAUUUCACUGGUCCCUGAUGAACCAACAAGAAAGACAGGAAAGGGAGCGAGGCGCAAUAAAGUACUCCUUUGUACUUUAUUUUCAAACCCCUGGGCUGCUAAAUCAGAUCCAUUUAAAACAACUGCUUGAGGCUCCAUGGAGCCACUGAAGAACAUAUUCAGUCGUGGCCCACUGUCCAACUGGAAAAACUUGGAACAAUCACAAAAAGGGAACUUUGCCAAUCCUGUGUGGACGGCCUUGUACGACUACGAGGCGUCCUGUAAAGAUGAGCUCACGUUGCGUAAAGGGGACCUGGUGGAAGUCCUCUCUCUGGACUCUGAGAUAUCAGGAGAUGAGGGAUGGUGGGCUGGGAAGGUCAACAACAAGGUCGGCAUCUUCCCUUCCAACUAUGGCUCUUUCAAGCCAAGUGGCUAUGGGAAGCUACCAGUCAGCAACGUUGCUGGCGAUCUUGGGCCGGCCAUGGUGGGUGAGUUAGUCUUGGUAGAUUUCAGGGAGCUGAGUCUUCAGGAGGUCAUCGGUGUUGGUGGUUUUGGGAAAGUGUACCGUGGUACAUGGAGAGGCGGCCUGGUAGCUGUGAAGGCCGCCCGCCAGGACCCGGAUGAGGACAUCAGUGUGACAGCUCAGAAUGUGAGGCAAGAGGCACGUCUGUUCGCCAUGCUCAAUCACCCGAACAUUAUCGCCCUGAAGGGCGUUUGCCUGCAGGAGCCCAACUUGUGCCUCAUCAUGGAGUAUGCCUCAGGUGGGCCGCUUAGCCGGGCGCUGGCAGGCCGUCGAAUCCCGCCUCACAUCUUGGUCAACUGGGCCGUGCAGAUAGCCAAAGGGAUGCUGUAUCUACACAGUGAGGCCAUCGUCCCUGUCAUCCACCGGGAUCUCAAGUCCAACAACAUUCUCCUGGCUCAGCCCAUAGAGAAUGAGUGCAUGGAGGGCUUGACGUUAAAGAUCACCGACUUUGGUCUGGCAAGAGAGUGGCACAAGACCACCAAGAUGAGCACGGCUGGCACCUAUGCCUGGAUGGCCCCAGAGGUCAUCAAGUCCUCCACCUUCUCCAAGGGCAGCGAUGUUUGGAGCUAUGGUGUUCUGUUGUGGGAGCUGUUAACAGGAGAGGCUCCCUACAAGGGAAUUGAUGGACUUGCCGUCGCCUAUGGAGUCGCUGUCAACAAGCUCACAUUGCCCAUCCCUUCCACAUGCCCCGAGCCCUUUGCACUCCUCAUGUCAGAGUGCUGGGACCAAGAUCCCCACUACAGACCCAACUUCAGCUCCAUCCUGGACCAGCUGACGGCACUAGAGCAGCAGGUGAAGGAGGAGAUGCCUCAGGACUCUUUCCACUCCCUGCAGGAGGACUGGAAGCUGGAGAUCCAGGACAUGUUUGAUGAACUCCGGGCCAAAGAAAAAGAACUGCGGUGCCGAGAGGAGGAGCUGAAGAGGGCCGCUCUGGAGCAGAAGUCCCAUGAGGAAUUCUUGAGGCUGCGCGAGCAGCAGCUGGCACAGUGGGAGCAGGAUGUUUUUGAACGAGAGCUCAGCCUCCUCAUCCUCCACCUGAACCAGAAUCAGAACCAGGAGAAACCCAAUGUCAAGAAGAGGAAGGGCACCUUCAAGAAACACAAGCUAAAGUGCAAGAAUGGAGAGAAGAUCAGCAUGCCACAAGAUUUCAUCCAUAAGAUCACAGUACAAGCUUCUCCCGGCCUGGAGAAGAGGCGCAACUCUCCGGAUUUGGGUUCAGGCUCUUCGCCCUCCAUCGGCCCACGUUUCCGUGCAAUCCAGCUAAGUCCCAGUGACAACAACAAAACAUUUGGACUGAGCCCUGUUUGGCCCCUUGACGUGCCUUCAUUCAAACACACCAACGGAGACCUGAGGUUGGGCCCCCACUGGCGCCCCCAGAGCCCUAAGAGUCCUAAAAGUCCCAAAGUUCUGCGUCUUAGUCCUCAGGAAAACAGUCUUUCAAUGAGAGCCAAACUCUUGGAGACGGACAGCAAUGAGAAUGGGGAGUCCAAGGAUGACUUUGAGGAGUACAGGCCCUCCACCCCAACUCCUCCAUCUACACAGAAUGGGACCUCAGUGAAGGACAGCUUGCGGCUUCCUCUACCUCAGGGAGACUCUGGUAGUGAGGAAGGUGGUUACUCCCCGGCUGGCUCUCCCAGGUCAGAGAGAGUCCCCCACCGUGGCCUGGUAAAGAGCACACACCGAGCCCUGCUUAGCAGCGCCUCCCUCCUGGGUUCAAUAGGACUCGGUCGCUGCCUUGAUGUCCCCCCAAGAGUGCCCCCUCGAACUAAUCACCCUUCCCUAGGAGACCGCACGCCUUCCGAACCGGAGAUCUCUUUCCCCAAGCCUCUUCAUUCAGACCCCCCAGUAGUAGAUGACCUCAUCUCCUUCUCACCCUCUGAGCUGCUCCCCAGACCACUCUUGGAUCUAGUUCUGCAGUACCAAGAAGGUAAGCCCUUACCAUUGACUCCACCACCACCCAACCCACGGGAGAGAAGUAGCCACCGGACGCCGCACAGUCCAUGGGGUUCCAGCACCCCCCAGCAACUGGAGCCAGAAUGGAGCUCCAGUUCACAUGCAGCUAAUGGAGAGGUCUGGGCGGAACUGGAACACAGAGCUGAUAGAAGGAGGAGGUCCACUCAAGGCCUGCACUCAUCUCAGCUAGCUUUGGAUCUGCCUUUGUGCCAAGACACACAGGACUCUGACGACAAACCUGCAGCUUCCUAUUCUCUCCACCCUAACCCUGCCCUCUGGAGCCCCAAAACACGCAGGCUGGAGGUCAGUGUUAUUCCCCGGCCUCGCCCGUCACCCAUCCGCCCCCGUAUCGAUCCCUGGAGCUUUAUUUCAGCUGGGAGCUCAAACUCAGGUGUAGGCCGCGGCCCUACCCGCUCAGACAGCAGCCCCUUGGUCUACCAGCCUUCCCCCAACAACCCUUUCUCUAACUGUGACCCCUUCCCAUCGCCAGAUUGUGACCCGUUCGCCCUCAAAGCUGACCCCUCAGUCACCUUUGAUUCGGCAUCAGCCUUUGACCCCUUCUCGACUCCUUUUCCGACCUCCCGAUCAGCACCGUGCUCUACAAACGGCUCGCCAACGUUACCCUCGUUCCGCAUAGCUCCCCUCAACCCAGCCGACUCCACCCUGAUUGACCUGGGCUUGGCAUCUUGCAGCAGGACCGUGGAUGGAACCAAAGAGAGAGCACACCCUCGCCGGACAAUGGGCCUUAAGCCUUUUAAGUCCCCGACGCAGCUCAGAGAUGACAGGUUUUGAAAACUGUGGUCUCAUCUGCGGCCUACGCGCGCCGCUCACUUCAUAUUUUAGAAGUUAAGCUUUUUUUCACAGGAUCACGGGACAGUCUUCACCGCUCUGUCCUACAAUUAAAAGGAAGGGUUGUGCAUCGGAUUGUGGGAGCGUUCCCAGUGAAGCAAAAGCUGGUGCCUUUUUUUUUUUUUUUUUUUUUUACUUUCCUUCGAUCUCUGCCUUGCUCUCUUUGAGGUAGCAGACCUCAGCUCACUAGUCCUAGUCCUGUCUUUAGAUUCUUCUUCGUCUUCUGACUGCUCAGAUCACCUGCGUUUAUCUCCCCUUUUUUUGAAGCAUUGUGACAAUGCAGAUGUAGAUAAGGCAACUUGCACAGCUUCACCUGCCUCUACCUCUCUGCAGACCGAAAGCACACAGGACAAUGAAAAUUUGGAGUGCCUUUAUUUUAUGAAGUGUUCCUAAUAUUUAUCUUUUCCAAGUUCCUUGAACGCAUAAUGUGUAGCAUAGGGAAGAUGCUUUGAAAUUUGGCUUCUGUUUUCAAAACCAACCUAGCAGCAUUGCUGAGGAACAAAUUGUCUGCAUUGGUGUAUGUCUAGACUUACUGUUCAAGGAAAGCUUACUGUUAUUCUGCCCAAGUGAAUUGUGGGAGAAAGCGCUCAGAGUGGAUACACUAGGUUGCUCAUGAAAUCCAAGACAAAACCAUGACCCAUUCAUUCCACUUGGAAGCAGAUAACAUUCCAUUCACAUUCCUCGGGAAAUGCCACGGAUUGAAAAGAUUCAUUUUUUUUGCCAGCAGGGAACAUUUGAUAGCACUGGGAACAAACAGGGGACUGCAUUCCUGUACGUGCCAAAGAAUGCAGUCCAAUUUUUUUUGUUUACUUCACUAAUUGCCAGAUGAGUUGGUUUGCCAACAAAUAUAAGCAUUUACAGAUACUUAAGUAAAUUUGAAUGCUAGUAGUCGGUCUUAACAUCCACUGAUGUCAGUUUACUGACUACUGUUUUUUAAAAAAUGUUUUUCCUUAUUUUUUUACAACUGAAAUUUGAGCCCAAAAGUUAAACUGUAAUUUCUGGUAAUUCCUGGAAAUGCAGUUGACCCCCAUUGCCUUAGUUUACAAAACUGGAAAUUUAUUUAUUUUGACAGCUCAGUGCUUUGGGGAAUUGCCAUCACCAUAUGAAGCUGAAAUGCCAAAAAAAAAAGCAAUCCAGUCGCUUGUGUUUUCUCCUGUCAAGGAGAUUGGCUAUUACUUUUAUUCUUACUUUAUUUUAUUUAUUACUUUAUUUUUUUUACAUUUAAAGGAUAAUAAACUGUUUCCUUCUUUAUAGGCAGCCAAGUGCUGCAUUUUCAAGAUCGUUGGACUAAAACUCAAAACAUUUUAUUGGAUGAAGCAUUUGCGUUUAAUGCGACUUAAUUGGCCAGUUCCCUGCUCCUACAGUGUUUGGCAUAUUCUCCGCCUCUGUCGCCCACAGCGCAGAAGAACAUUGCAGCAGACUUAAAAAAAAAA
Cynoglossus semilaevis (tongue sole) is the source of this 6078-nucleotide messenger RNA. RefSeq names its product mitogen-activated protein kinase kinase kinase 11. Lineage: Eukaryota; Metazoa; Chordata; Actinopteri; Pleuronectiformes; Cynoglossidae. The coding region runs from base 1478 to 4588 and encodes 1036 amino acids. Gene Ontology annotation, biological process: positive regulation of apoptotic process; protein phosphorylation; microtubule-based process. Gene Ontology annotation, cellular component: centrosome. The transcript is spliced from 11 exons. Gene Ontology annotation, molecular function: JUN kinase kinase kinase activity; ATP binding; protein binding. The record is from RefSeq and is a predicted model, not a curated record.